Messenger RNA from Tarenaya hassleriana, 1221 nucleotides. RefSeq names its product proline-rich receptor-like protein kinase PERK8. The coding region runs from base 1 to 1221 and encodes 406 amino acids. NCBI's taxonomy places the organism in Eukaryota, Viridiplantae, Streptophyta, Magnoliopsida, Brassicales, Cleomaceae. The transcript is spliced from 2 exons. The record is from RefSeq and is a predicted model, not a curated record.
AUGCCAUCGCGCCUCCGAUCUUCUUCCGCCCCGCCCUCCCCCGGAAUCUUGGGAUCGCGGCCUCUGUCACAUGAGACCCCACCCUCUUCGGUGGUCUUCUCCAUGUCUCCUCCUCCUCCUCCGUCGAAGACUGGCCGGAACUCUCCUCCUCAUCCUCCGUCAGCCUCCGCCUCUCAGUUAGAUCCUCCGAAGUCUGGUCGAAACCCUCCUCCUCCUCCGUCAGAUUCGGUCUCUCAUCCAAAUCCGUCAACGUCUAGCCGGAACUCUCCUCCUCCACCGGUACCAGCCGUCUCUCUCUCAUCCCGUCGAGACCAAGCCUCCUACGAAGUAGCUUUUCCCCCUCUAUACUCUCCUGGCGGCGGCCGUUCCUCGUCUCAUCCCACCGUACCUAGGGCUGGGACGGUUUCUCCCGCUCCCCUACCCACGUCUGCGGCUCGGGUUGGUACCACUGCUCCUCUCGGCGAAGUUGAGGCUGGCGUCGCCUCUGAAUUGCAUACCCCCUCUGGGCCCAAAUCUGUCAACACGACUCUCCCAUUCGCGGCUGUCACCGGUGAAGUACCUCUCCAGCCCGGGAAGCCGGCUGUCCACGGAACUCUACCACAAGCUACUCUGCCAUCGGUAGGCUCCGACACUUGGAGCAAGAGGGUCUCCGGCCCUCCGAAGUCACUGCAACGUAUAGGUACUCCAUCCACCCACAAGAGUGGAAUUCCUCUAGUCCAUAUUCCGGUCGAGUCAUUGGAAGCCUCUGUGGAUGAGUGGUCUGAUUUCGUAGUGGGACAGUUUUACGGUCUACCGCCGUCAAUGGGUAGAAUAGUUAGUGUAUCGAACGGUAUAUGGUCAAGAAACAGCCCGAAGAUUAAGAUUCAGGACGUGGGAAAUGGUACGUUCUUGUUCAAAAUGCCCAACCGUCGUAUUAGGGAUCUGGCCCUCAGUAAGAGAUUCUGGCAUCUAUUCAGCACCGACAGUCUUAGUAGGAUAGUCACUACAGUUGGGAAUCCCCUCUACCUCGACAGGCAGACCUCCGCCAAAGAAAAUGUGACGGUGGCUAGAAUCUUCAUUGAUGUCAACCUGAGAUGUCAACCUCCGAGAAACAUCAUGGUUACCUUACCGGAUGGGCAGGAACAUCUCAUUGACAUCUCCUACGACUGGUUACCGCCUCGAUGCGAACAGUGCUCGGAGUUGGGCCACGACGAGUCUCACUGCCCCACUGAUUCCCCAUGA